Molecule: messenger RNA, 684 nt
Organism: Mus musculus (house mouse)
Lineage: Eukaryota; Metazoa; Chordata; Mammalia; Rodentia; Muridae
Product: predicted gene, 20844
Exons: 1
Coding region: 1-684 (227 amino acids)
Source: RefSeq, a predicted model, not a curated record
AUGACAUCACUCAAGAAGAAGAGUAGGAGGAAGCCUUCUUCCCAGGCCCUGGGGAAUAUUGUUGGCUGCAGAAUUUCUCACGGGUGGAAGGAAGGUAAUGAGCCUGUCACCCAUUGGAAGGCCAUCAUUCUAGGUCAACUGCCAACAAACCCUUCUCUUUAUUUGGUGAAGUAUGACGGAAUUGACAGUGUCUACGGACAGGAGCUCCACAGCGAUGAGAGGAUUUUAAAUCUUAAGGUCUUGCCUCCCAAAGUAGUUUUUCUUCAGGUGAGGGAUGUCCACCUCGCCAGCGCCCUGGUUUGCAGAGAGGUACAACACAAAUUUGAGGGGAAAGAUGGCUCUGAGGACAACUGGAGUGGGAUGGUGCUAGCCCAGGUGCCAUUCUUACAGGACUAUUUUUACAUUUCCUACAAGAAGGAUCCGGUCCUCUACGUCUAUCAGCUCCUGGAUGACUACAAGGAAGGUAACCUCCACAUCAUUCCAGAGACCCCUCUGGCUGAGGCGAGAUCAGGUGAUGACAAUGACUUCUUAAUAGGUUCCUGGGUGCAGUACACCAGAGAUGAUGGAUCCAAAAAGUUCGGAAAGGUUGUUUACAAAGUUCUAGCCAAUUCUACUGUGUACUUUAUCAAAUUUCUUGGUGACCUACAUAUCUAUGUCUAUAUUCUGGUGUCAAAUAUCACUUAA